GUGAAAGCAGGAGUCCUCCGGUCAUCUACGGAGGCGUCGCCAUGGAUUCAGAUUCGACCCUGCUUGAAGAUUCUUCCACUCCUUCUCCCUCUUCUUCUUCUUCUGGUUUCGAUAGAGAUCGUCAUGUGAUGUUCUUGGAGAUGAUGUACCAGUUGUUGCCUUUUCAAUAUCAGACACAAGAGAUCAACCACCUUACGCUUGCUUACUUCGUCAUCUCCGGCCUUGACCUUCUUGGUGCCAUGGAUCGUGUGGACAAGGACAAAAUUGCAAAUUGGGUCUUGUCCUUUCAAGCACUUCCUACAAACAAGGCUGAAAAAACCACUGGAGAACUUUAUGGAUUCUGCGGAUCAAGAAGUUCUCAGUUUCCUCCAGAUGAGAAUGGGGAUUUAAUUCACAACGGUAGUCACUUGGCGAGCACAUAUUGUGCCCUUGUAAUACUGAAGGUUAUUGGUUAUGACUUCUCCAAUAUUAACUCUGAAUCAAUAGCAAUCUCAAUGAGAAACCUUCAACAAUCGGAUGGGAGCUUUGUGCCUAUCCAUAUUGGAGCAGAGGCUGACCUUCGGUUCGUCUAUUGUGCUGCUGCAAUCUGUUAUAUGCUUGAGAAUUGGAGCGGGAUGGACAGGCAGAAAACUAAAACCUACAUAUUGAACUGUCAGUCAUAUGAUGGUGGCUUCGGGUUAACUCCUGGCUCAGAAUCUCAUGGCGGUGGAACGUAUUGUGCUAUUGCAUCUCUCCGUUUAAUGGGUUUCAUUGAAGAUGAUCCUCUCUCUAGAGACAAUCCUUCUUCCAUAAUAAACGUCCCAUUGUUGCUGGAGUGGUGCUUGCAGAAACAAGCAGCUGAUGGAGGAUUUCAAGGUCGACCUAACAAGCCUGCUGACACUUGUUACGCAUUUUGGAUUGGAUCUACCUUGAGGAUUUUAGGAGGCCUCGAUUUAAUAGAUAAGAAGGCUUUGAAGGCAUUUUUGUUGACGUGCCAGUCUAAGUAUGGUGGUUUCAGCAAGUUUCCGAUGGAUUUUCCUGAUUUGUACCACUCCUACUAUGGAUUUACUGCUUUUAGCCUCUUGGAAGAACCCGACAUCAACUCUCUGUUUGUUGAACUCGGAAUAACAGAUGUUUCUGCCUGGAGAAUCUAACGCGAGACCAUUGAUUCAACAUGGGAUGAAUCAUUUUCACUGCUUUGCUGACACGAUUGUCAUUCAUUUCCCCCUUUCUAAAUCUUCCACUUCGCCUACACAACUUAUUGCAAAAAAUAUAGAGUUUGAUCUUUUAGCUUUUCACAACUCCAGAUAGAGCUUCAUCCAGAAUCCUGGUUGUAUACUUUCUAAAAUACAUGUAUCCCUUCUUCUGAUUGUACUUUUAUAUUUCAAGUUAGAUUUAAACACAAGAUCUGGUUUUGAUCCUAUGUUUCUUUCAGUUCAAGUAAGCGAUUAUAUGUUUCUUCUGCAA
Messenger RNA from Cucumis sativus (cucumber), 1446 nucleotides. Its product is annotated as geranylgeranyl transferase type-1 subunit beta. The record is from RefSeq and is a predicted model, not a curated record. The coding region runs from base 42 to 1133 and encodes 363 amino acids. Gene Ontology annotation, cellular component: CAAX-protein geranylgeranyltransferase complex. The transcript has 11 exons. Gene Ontology annotation, molecular function: CAAX-protein geranylgeranyltransferase activity. Gene Ontology annotation, biological process: protein geranylgeranylation. NCBI's taxonomy places the organism in Eukaryota, Viridiplantae, Streptophyta, Magnoliopsida, Cucurbitales, Cucurbitaceae.